CACUUAGCAGUUAGCAUGGCUUCUCCCUCUUCCUCUCCUUCUCUUUCCUGCUCAGUGUGUCACAUGUUUAGUUACUCCUCUGCGUCCUUUAGUGAUAAUGAUACCUGUAAUAAAUGCAGUCUGUUUGUAGCUUUGGAGGCGAGGCUCUCUGAAUUGGAAGCGCGGCUCCGCACCAUGGAAAACACCCCGCUAGCUGUUAGCCAGGCUCCCUUAGCCGGUGCGGACCGCAAUAAUAUAGCUGCUAGUGUAGCUUCUGCUAGCCGUACCCUAGCAGCUCCCGAGCAGCCGGGAAGUCAGGUUAGCUGGGUGACAGUUCGUAGGAAACGUAGUCCUAAGCUCAAGCCCGCUGUCCCGGCACACCACAAACCGCUUCACGUUUCUAAUCGUUUUUCCCCACUCAAUGACACACCCGCUGAGAAACCAACUCUGAUCAUUGGCAGCUCCGUAGUCAGAAACGUGAAGCUAGCGACACCAGCGACCAUAGUAAAAUGCCUCCCAGGAGCCAGAGCGGGCGACAUAGAAGCAAAUUUGAAACUGCUGGCUAAAGAUAAUCGUAAAUACAGUAAGAUUGUUAUUCAUGUCGGCGGUAAUGACACCCGGUUACGCCAAUCGGAGGUCACCAAAGUUAGUGUGGCAUCGGUGUGUAACUUUGCCAAAACCAUGUCGGACUCCGUAGUUUUCUCUGGACCCCUGCCUGAUCUGACAAGCGAUGAUAUGUUUAGCCGUAUGGCAUCGUUUCGCCGCUGGUCGUCUACGUGGUGUACUGCAAACGACGUUGGCUUUAUAGACAAUUGGAGCUCUUUCUGGGGAAAACCUGGUCUGAUUAGGAGAGACGGCAUCCAUCCCACUUUGGCUGGUGCAGCUCUCAUUUCUAGAAAUAUGGCUGAUUUUAUUAGAACUCCUAAAGCAUGACAACCCAGAGUUCAGACCAGGAUGCAGAGUUGUAGUCUUCCACACCUCUCUGCAGUUUCCUCUCAGCUGUCACCCUCCAGUAAAUCACUUAGCUUUAUUGAGACUGUGUCUGUCCCCCGACCACCAAAAUUCAAUAAAUUAAGCAAAUCAAAACUAAACAAAAGACAUAGUAACCAUAAAAAUCUAAUUAAAAUUAAUACCACUAUUUCAACUGAGCGAAGAAACAGGACAAUUAAAUGUGGUCUGUUAAAUAUUAGAUCUCUCUCAUCUAAAUCUCUGU
Molecule: messenger RNA, 1192 nt
Organism: Amphiprion ocellaris (clown anemonefish)
Lineage: Eukaryota; Metazoa; Chordata; Actinopteri; Pomacentridae
Exons: 1
Coding region: 16-912 (298 amino acids)
Source: RefSeq, a predicted model, not a curated record